CCAGCUUUAGACCAGAAACUUUAAAUAAACAAUAUCAGAUGAAGCUGGGACUGGAGUCACAAAAAAAAUAUACGAAAUAUUAUUAUUAAAACAUUUCUACGCCAUUUUUUCUGAGUUCAAUUACUUUAUCGUUUGAACUAUUCCAAUAUUCAUUUGAGAGCUGUUCGUCAGACAUUAGUGAUUAUCAAUUGUGCUUUAUAAUUGUUUAAAGACAUUAAUGAGCUGCAAUAGACGUAGGCAGUGGAGUCUCAUUCCUCGUUUGAUGUUGUAACAGGACGAUAUUUAACUCAACAAGCAACAUCUACAGAGAAACUAAUUGGGUCAGAGCGGAUUAAUUUAUAAAUGUUAUCGAGGAGGCACUUAUUAAAACGAAACGAAGAUUUAGAAACGGGCUUUGAAAAUGGAACAUAGAUUUUACUUAUAUGAUAUUAUAUUAAUGACUGAGACGUAACAUGCUAUAAUUAUUAUAUGUAUAUACAGAGUCAGUUAUUGUGAUAAGUUAUUUUAACGUCACUCGCACCACGCUCUCAGAGGCAACGUGAACUCAAGAUAGAUGCUACCAAUAACAGAUAUGGUUUUAUUUAUUAUCUCCGCACACUGAACGGUGUGUUUAAAUUAUCAAAGGUAAUACAAAUAACUCUUAGUGUCUGCUAUAGCGAAAAGUGAAUUAUAUUUUGCUAUCCUACCGUCAGUCCGGCUGUGUGUGGUGUGUCAGUUCACUGUUAACGUCUAGGAACAAACAAACAUACAGAUGUAAUGAAUACGAAAAGCUAAAUGUUAUGAGAGGUUAUGACUUAUGAUCUGGUUCAAUGAUUCAAAAGAUGUUUCAAGAUGCGAAUUUUUAAAAACCCAGUUCCAUAGGUAGGUCAGUAAAAUUUCGCCGAUUAUCAGAUAUAUAUGUGUGAAAGAAAUAUUAAUGACUUAUUAAAUAAAAUUUUUGGUGAUUUUGAUAUCAAAAAUAUGAUCAAAAAACGAGCUCCUGGCCAAAUAGCUGACUACGGACCGGUUUUCCUCCGUAUCAUACAUUAGCUGCUCUUCGGCAGUUUUAAUUUAAUGUUCAAUACUUAAUAUGCAAUGUACGUUAAAGUUGAGACGAUGCUGAGAUUGUAAAAGGUACAAAAUGUCCCAUGUGACGAUGGUAGCUGGAAUUGUUUUAUUUGGUGUUGUGAGCUGAGCGACUACUGUUUUUAAACAUAUUCGGUACUCGGUACUUAUAUUAACAUGAGGAUACCGCGGCCUCGCUCGCGCUGCGUUAUGUAAUCCAAUGUAACUACCAUAUUACAACAUCAUCAUAAUCAAUAUAUUCGCAGUGUUUACAUUUAACUUGUUGUUUAUUAUAAGUUCGACGGCCAUACAGUUAUAUGAGUGCGUCUGAUAAAUUACAUCUUAAACUCUCCUUUAAAAUGUGUACAUAUGACAUCAUAAUUGAUGUAUACAAUUUUUCUUAUAUAUGUAUCACAAUCCUUGGUUGACUGUGAGCGCCACUCGUGUCCUCGCACCCCUGCUAUAAACGAAUUCGUUAACCUCUCGAGUAGUUCAGAUCUUAACUUUAAUACAAAUUGCGUGCGUGGGUUUUGAUAUUUUUAUGCCUAUCUCUCUGCUCCGACACAACUCCUCGGGGCACAAUUAAAAAACAUCUGGAACUGUGACUCGGCACAGUCCGAGAGAUCAUUAUCAAUACCUCCAUACAAUCAUAGCUCAUUUGCUAUAAUUUUAUAACCACUGCCAUCAAAACUAAAAAUAGCAGCUAAUUAGAUCCGACCGUUCGUUGAUCGAUUACUAUCAAGUUGGCCAUAUUUAUGUUUUGUGUAUUUGUCGCUAUAUAUACAUAUACAAACAUCUUCUCCCUCCAGGCCGCGUGUUAAAAAUAAAAUAAUAUCAAAACAGCAAUUAUCACAAGCCGACACCUCUCCGUAACGAAUCACUAAACUCCGCGGAGGAUCCCUGCAGCAUCACUUAUUGAAUGGAAUGUCAGUGUUCACCUCGUGGCUGCAGAUGUAUCAUUACACUUUAUUCGACUACUUUAUUCUUCCCCGGCUCCGUUCCCUUUCUGUAUGAUAAUUGAUUUUUAAUAGACCUCAGGAGUAGCUCGUAGCAGCUCGGGCUCUCGCUUGUUAUGAUAUGUCCCGAUGCGGCUUUAAUUGAAAUUAUUCUCUAUGAUUGUUGAUAGUUUUAUAUUAUGGAUAUUAAUAGAGCAGGCUGGUUCCGUUUAAUUAUACAACGAUACGAUAAAGUUUAAUUUUAAAUAAAAUUUAUUAUAUGAGACAUUAAGGAGGCUUAGUUUACGACUUAUAAAUGUAAAAUAUGAAAUCGCCUACAUUAAGGCAGCGAUGAAUUCCCGUAGCAUGUGUUUUGUGCGGUCGGCGGCUAAAUAACGUUUUUUAUGUUUAAUUUACGGCGGAGACGUUUUAUAAAGAAAGAGACUCGAAUUUACGGACAAUAAAAUAACGAUACAGUAAACUUGCCUCGAGCUGACUUAACAACCAUUUGAUAUACAAUGAGCUCCACGAGCUAAUUAAAUUCGCUGAGUGAAAUAUAUCAAUUGCCGCAUCAAACACAGAAAAACGAAAGUUUGUGUUCUUAUUAAUAAAAGGUUAUUUAUCAUGAUGACUGUAUCUCGGACGAUUGCGACAUACCGUGUGUUAUAUUGAUAUUAGAUACUCUUAGAACAGAUAACAGAUAGUAAAGGGAAAAUAAUUUUAAAUGAAGCGGUAAAUCACAUAGCGGGAACAGAACACGGAUCAUAAAUAAAAGGGAAGCGAUCGCGGGAGAGCGCGGAACUAUGCUUAAUGGCUGCGUUCAACUACCACAGACCUGUUCUAGGUUUAAACGAAAAUGAACCUUAAAACCAUCGAAUAUGAGUUAGGAGUCAGAAACCCGGCGGAACCAAAGGAACCGAACCAACCUAUUGAGAAUUACAAACAGAUUGUAACGUUAUAUAAGUGUCAAAGUCAUAAACACAAAGAAUAGUAAAAUAAAUGUGACUGUUACAGUGUGAUAUCACAGUGACCGUCGCAAACACAAGGCUUAGGUUAGUGUUCAGAGAAACUAGAAAAAAUGGCGACUACCGCCACGAGACAUGUGAAGUCAUCCAACUCCGCGAACAUUCUGAUGUGCAAACAAUGGUGGAAAGUGUGUUGGAUGUACGGAGACCAGGAGAAGUAUUACAGACAACUGUAUGGAAGAAGGAAAAUUAAUAAUCCGACGAUGUACUUCGACGAUGCCAAAAGUGAGGGAGCGAGGGUCACGGAACUCACGGACGACUUCUUCGAAGACAACUACAGCAACCAGAUGGAACCGGCUCCGGACGAGAGAUGUAAGGACAAACGCUGGUUCGGCGUCGAAUCAGAACCCAUAUACGGCUUUAACAGAACGUGGCACAGAGACCAAAGACGACAACCAAUACAUAACUACGACCAGAACGAACUGGAAAGUAACAUAGGGAGUGGAGAUUGUGAGACGGGAAACGACAAGCCUGCAAGUAGAAAAGAUAUAGGAGGACACAGUGAUGGAGCAGAGGGGAACACGAAGAGUGCUGCUAGUAAAAGAAGCGGAAGAAGCUUGACGAAAGGCAUGAGGAAGAGUGAGGCGUCUGAGUUACCGAACGAUGGAAAGACCUUCCCCUCGAAGAUCCAAAGACCAGUCAAAUCAGGGAGGAAGUUGGAAGACAUUCUGCAGCCGCUCCAGGAAGAGGAUUUGAGGGAGAACUCGAGGAAGAGUCCUAAGCAGCAGACAGAGAAGUGUUGUAAUGAACCAGUCUGCAGAAACUGUGUGGUGUCACCGACUGGGUCGUCACCACCGCCGCUACACGAGCACUCGUCUCCGCCCCCACCGGCGCCGGCCUCACCGCAACUUCCAUCUCCACAGCCGAGCCAUAGCGGCUCAUCUAUCCCCAGUACUUCGAACUCUCCUCACCCAUACUCCUAUCCUAACUUUAGAAGAAGUCAACCGUACCAGGAAUACAAUCUGCUCCACAGUCAUAGUGGCUCCCAACUGAACCAGCCGCCCCCGAGUUACCAUUCCCCCCAGUCUCCCCAAUCUGCAAUGUCUCUAUCUCCACACCCCGUCCCUCAAGGAAAACUCAGAGGACUAUUGGAACAUGCCGAGCGACUGAUGAAGCCCGUCGACCCUCACAGACAUUCGCAGAGUGACGACGACUCAGGAUGCGCACUGGAGGAAUACACAUGGGUUCCCCCUGGACUGAGACCGGAACAGGUGCAUCUGUAUUUCUCAGCGCUGGCCGAGGACAAGGUGCCGUACGUGAACAGUGUGGGAGAGAGGUACAGGCUGAAACAACUCCUGCAACAGCUGCCUCCGCAGGAUAACGAGGUCCGCUACUGCCACUCUCUGUCUGACGAGGAACGCAAGGAGCUGAGACUGUUCAGCGCCCAGAGGAAGAGGGAGGCGCUGGGGAGAGGUCAGGCGAGGCAGCUCCACGCGCCUGCACCCUGCGACAGGUGCGAGGAGACCAUGUCUUCAGGUGACAUGUGUGUAUCGGCGGCCCGAGCCGGUCCUUCGGCGAGGUGGCAUCCCUCCUGCUUCGUGUGCAGCACCUGCCAGGAGCUGCUGGUGGACCUGGUGUACUUCUGGAAAGACGGACGACUAUACUGUGGACGGCAUCACGCUGAAACACUAAAACCCAGAUGUUCUGCCUGCGAUGAGAUAAUAUUGGCUGAUGAGUGCACGGAAGCUGAGGGUCGAGCGUGGCAUAUGAAACACUUCGCGUGUCAGGAAUGUUCACGGCAACUGGGCGGACAGCGGUACAUCAUGAGGGAAGCCAGGCCGUACUGCCUGCCUUGCUUCGACAAUUGCUUCGCCGAAUACUGCGACGCCUGCGGAGAGCCCAUCGGCGUAGAUCAAGGUCAGAUGUCUCAUGAGGGCCAGCACUGGCACGCCACCGAGCGGUGCUUCGCAUGUCAUACGUGUAGAGCCAGUCUUCUCGGGCGUCCGUUCUUACCUCGCAAGGGAGCUAUAUUUUGUUCUAUAGCCUGCUCCAAAGGCGAACCACCAACGCCGUCAGAUUCGUCAGGUCCUGGACCGAGACCACCACGCGUGCCAAGGCCAAGAAGAUUGCCUUCGCCGAAAUCACCAGAGAGAACUCCACCGAGGGAAGCCUCUCCCAACAUAGAUGCAGAUUCGGAACCGAGCGCCUCUCUCGCCACUGAAUCACCGCCGCCCCACCCUCCGCCGCCGCCACAUCCUUGCCUGAGCUUAGACAGAGCGUUGGCUGACUUAAAGUUAGAACAAUCGAUAACCGAGCACCAAAUACCACCGACGCCAACCUCAGAUGAAGUCCAAGAGGCCCCGGAAUCCAAUUGGAAACCACCUCAUCCUGUGGAAGCUCAAACGGUUAUAACACCCGGACACUCUACGUCAAUGCCCGAAUUGACGCUCGUAGAUGGUAGGAGUCAGAAAAAGCCCCGAGGAGGCCGAACAGUUCGAUUUUGUGGUGACGACAACGAAGCCUUCGAACCUGAUGAACCUGAACGGAAAGACAAAAGUAAAGCAAGAGAUGACGACGCCAGCAGUUACUGUAGCACGUGUUCUUCAUCUUCCUCGUCCACCGAAUCAUACACUCUGCCUACUAGAAGAGCGUACGGCGGAGUCAGGAUAUCGUACGUGCCAAACGACGCCGUCGCUUGCGCAAAGAGGGAACGACAGAGAAAGAACAAUCAACCAGAUAAGAAUUGUAUCAUCUCGUGAUCCUUGCUGUUCACAGCGCCAUAUCCCUCCUAGAGACACCAACCUCCGAGUGAAAGACUGAAUUUCGAUAGUUUUAUAGCCCCUACACGCCAUAGUAUUAUAAUAGUGUAAGCAAACUGUCUUCCUUGGAUGAAGGGUACAUGUGAUGAAUUAUAAAGCAUUCGUAAUGUCUUGACACGCAGUCGAGCAGACAGCUUCCAAUAUAAAAGGUCUUUAAAUGAGAUUUCCAACACAUUAAUUUCGCCUCACGGUUUAUUUAAUCCCUUAACGCGUGUCUCAUUUAAUAAUGCACAGCUUUUUCGCUGAUUUCGAAAGUAUUAUAUAUUUUUGUGUAUGUGAAUGUCUAAGAAGGAUUCUUGGUCGUCGGAUCGAUAAAGCUUUAAUACAUGUAAAGGCUUAAUUUAACAACAUAUCUAUAAUUUGCGUAUUGUCAUAUCGUUUGUGAAACGUUUAAUUUCAAACAUAUCUCACAUCGCCACGUAGUUAAGGAUUCGUGUAAGAGUUUGUAAAGGAGACAUGAGUACAAAAUUGCCUUACUUAUAUAACAUUGUAAUGUGUGUUCAAAAUGUACAUACGACAUUAGAUAGCUGUAAGGUUGCCUUCCUCUGAAAUGUUAUACUGAAUACAUGUAUAUUUGUAUGAGCGAUUAAUAUAAAACGAAAAAUAAUAUGACUGUAUGUUUGUCUGUGAGCUCUUCGAAUGAUAUUAUAUAUGAAUUUGUUUUUGAGAUUAUUUUGUGUAUUUGUUUAAUAUUUGUGUAGUUCUUAGUAACGGACAAAUAAAAAUUGAUGAAUGCAAACCGUGUCAUAGUUUAUAGACUUGUUAUUUUGACAUGAUGAGACUACUACAAUAAUUCUAACAGCGAUCCUUUGUAAUAUUUGUCGUAUUUCUAAAUUAUUUGUAUCUUUGAGAAUAAAAAGUUUUUCUUUUAUAAAA
This is a messenger RNA of Danaus plexippus (monarch butterfly), 6639 nucleotides long. RefSeq names its product protein prickle (gene esn). The record is from RefSeq and is a predicted model, not a curated record. Gene Ontology annotation, molecular function: zinc ion binding. Bases 3058 to 5703 code for a protein of 881 amino acids. NCBI's taxonomy places the organism in Eukaryota, Metazoa, Arthropoda, Insecta, Lepidoptera, Nymphalidae. The transcript has 7 exons.